This is a messenger RNA of Danio aesculapii, 854 nucleotides long. It is a transcript of the gene nppc, whose product is annotated as natriuretic peptide C. Gene Ontology annotation, cellular component: extracellular region. The record is from RefSeq and is a predicted model, not a curated record. Lineage: Eukaryota; Metazoa; Chordata; Actinopteri; Cypriniformes; Danionidae. The coding region runs from base 108 to 503 and encodes 131 amino acids. The transcript has 3 exons. Gene Ontology annotation, biological process: cGMP biosynthetic process; receptor guanylyl cyclase signaling pathway. Gene Ontology annotation, molecular function: hormone receptor binding; hormone activity.
GACACCUCUGGAAGUAAAUGAAGGGUCUCGACCGCGUGCUUUUUUCAAGACGACAUUAAAGCAGCUUUUCUUUUUAACACUGACCCAGAAUCAGCAUCUUCAUCACCAUGAUCAUCUCGCAUUUGGUGGCUUGUGGACUUAUUCUGACUCUCCUUUCAGUCAGCACGACAGAGACUAAACCACUGACACAGGCUGAACAGAGGUCCCUCAGGGUGCUGCUGGGAGAGGAGCUGUCUGAGUUCCUGGAGGCCGAUGACAGUCAGCGGAGGCUGGAGAACAGGGUGCGUCUGCUGCGGGACAUCCGGACGGACACUCGGGCGCGGGGCCCCUGGGCGCGGAUCCUGAACGAGCAGCAAGGGUCCCGCAGACACAGAGCCGGAGCCAAGAAAGGCGGAGCGACGGCCCGGAGCGGCUGCUUCGGACACAAGAUGGACAGGAUAGGGACCAUGAGUGGGAUGGGCUGCCAGCCAUCCCACUACCACUCCAUAAACAACCUCUCAUGAGCAUCAUAAAUGUCAUCGAGUGCGGACACGACGAACUGAGCUGCUUCUCUCUGAGGAAAAAAAAGGAAAAGACUGAGACUAAUGGUACGAAGAACCACUAGUGGACGACGAGGCGGACAAAAAUCAUUCAAACAAACAAACAUAUGUAAAAAAAGAAACACUCACGGCGGACCAUGACUUGGAUGAGGAAAGCUGUAUAUUGUUGCUGCUGCUGCUGCUGUACAUUCAUGUAUUUCAUUCUGGCAUAAAUGUAUUUAUGUUUUAAAACACUAUUUAUAUGUUUAUAAAAGAGAUAUUUAUAAAUAUCAGUUUUAUUUAUGUAACAUUUUGAAAUGAAUGCAAAAUGCAGGU